Capra hircus (goat) is the source of this 1893-nucleotide messenger RNA. RefSeq names its product chromosome 4 C7orf57 homolog (gene C4H7orf57). The coding region runs from base 212 to 1078 and encodes 288 amino acids. The record is from RefSeq and is a predicted model, not a curated record. Lineage: Eukaryota; Metazoa; Chordata; Mammalia; Artiodactyla; Bovidae. The transcript is spliced from 9 exons.
AGUUCCGCGCCUCUCUGGGAGUUUGGGAUUGGUCUCAGCCGCCAGCGGGAACAGACUCGUCUCGGACUUUGCAGGUGACACCCACCCAGACGCCAGGUCGGCAGGUGGAGGAGGACGGACCAAGUAGGGGUGCGGACCCAGCCUCUGCAGCUCAGCCCCGGCAACGGUUCCUGGCUCACCCGUGAACACCUGGCCCAGCGUGUCUCAGAGCAUGAGGAAUACCAGCAAGGAGCUGCACGGGGCCGCGAGCCGCUACGCUCCCUGUGACUGGUAUUACCACCUUCCUGUGAAGCAGUCAGAGAAAGCCGUGGAUGCCCCACCAGCAUCGCAGAUUCCCGGCCUCAGUGACGCGAGGGAAGCCCCUAGUGGGCACACGCUUGGGCUGCGGAGGUACUGGGUGAAGGAGACGGACUCGGAGUACGUGAAGCUGGCCAAGCAAGGUGGCCGCCCUGAUCUGUUGAAGCACUUUGCCCCCGGGACCACGAAGGGCUCCCCGGUGGCCUACUCCUUGCCAGACUGGUACAUCCACCACAGCAAGCCGCCGACGGCAGACCAGAGACAGGUCCCUGCUGUGUCCAUACCUGACUACAUGGUUUAUGAAGAGUUUAACCCUGAUCAGGCCACUGGCAACUUCGAGUCCAGAAUGGGCCCCUUUGACUUUGACAUGAAGACGGUUUGGCAAAGAGAGGCCGAGGAACUUGAAAAGGAGAAAAAAAAGGUGAGGCUGCCAGCCAUCAAGUCCAAGUAUCCAAGCAAAGCGGGGACCCCUCUUGGCCACAGAGAGCCUGCAGGAAGCAAACUGUCCUUUCCACCCAUACCUGGUCAAAGACCCAGUUCACCUACAAACUUUUCCAAACUGAUUAGCAAUGGAUAUAAGGAUGAGUGGUUACAGCAGCAAGCGGACUCAGACAAGAGGGCCCCGCAGACCCCUCAGUCCUCUGUCUCAUCUCCGUCCCCACCGGACGCUGAGCCGCCCGCAGACCCAGAGGCUCCCGGAGACGCCAAGGAAGCCGCAGAGUCUUCUCCUCCGAGUUCAGCAGCACCUCCACCUGACUCAACGCCCGUGGAGCUCAAAUAAACCCGGACAUAAAGGGCAUCCUGGAUCUCUGUUACGGCUAUAGUCACAGGUCCCCUGUUAUGGUUUAUUAACACAAAUUCUUACAGAGUGAUCCGUCUUAGAACAGAUGUGAACCCCCUGCUGCGUGGCGGUGCUGGUGUUGGGUUUUGUUUCUUGCGUCUCUCUGGGAUGGCAGGCAAGUGGCCUUUGCCCUGCUGUGCCUUGCUGACCUGGGAUGUCCCAGGGCCGCUUCCUCCCCAUCCUCAGCAGAUAUCACGUCACCUCCUGCUGUGUGAGGCUCUGUGGGCCCUAACUCUAUUGAAAUCGGUGGUUUAGAUGCUUAACUGGAAAAAACUCACCCAAAAGCUUUUUCACUGUUUUGGUCUUUAAAUUUUUGUAGAAAUAAUUUUUCUGUUACAAACCAGCAUUUAAUUCCAGAAUAUUGUGAUACAGUUUAUAUUAAGAAAAAGAUUGAUUUGUUAUACCUUGAAGUUUUAAACAUUUUCUAGUUUUAAAUGUUUGAUAAUAUUUUUUGCAUCAACCAAAAUUCAUAGUAGUGAACAUUUAUUGUUUUGCAUUAAGUAAAAAUGUUUAAAUACUUAAUUUAGUAGUCUUAACAAAAAUGUUUUAAUACAGAGACAGUUCUCUCAUUUUAUAAAUUUCAUUGCCAUUUAAAUGUAAGUAAUUAGCAUAAAAUGUAGUUUUAUAUUUUGUACAUUUAAUUCAUUAAUAAAAUAAUAAUUUUCUGCUGGAAGAUUUUCAGACAGCCAAGUAAAGUCAGAGAUAUUUUAGCUUCUUUCCCAGAAUAAACUUAUCAUGUACUUGCUCACUUCAAA